UUCCUCCACCCUGCCUGGCCAAAAAUUGCAAGAAUGCGGGGUGACUCUUUCUCAUCUUUGCAUGACCGGGCAGCCCUUCAGCUCGGGCUGUGGAAGCUGUGACACAUCGGCGGAGAUACAGUGGCACACUUCACCAAAACUUCCCGGAGUGACGCGCACUGGCCGCCGCUCCUCCCCGUUAACAGCGAGAAGAGAAAGUUCCUUCUUCUGACUUUUAAUUCUCCUGAUGUAGCGACAGUUUGACGGAGAGAGUUUUUUCAAGCGAUACAGGCAGUUUGGACAUGAAAGCCCUAAACUUCUAGAAAAGUUUCUUGAAAGUUUUUCCCCCCAAAGCUGCGGCAUCAUGAAGCCACUGCUGCGCUCAUCCAGCGACUUUCUUUGGAUUCUGUUUUUCUUCUGCGCUCUCCCCAAGGUCUCUACAGAAGAAUGUGGAAAAUGUGACAGCAAUAUCACCGAAUACUUAACGACAACAACAACCACAGUCACGAUCGGAUCCAAUUCAAGCUGCAACAUCUCAAUCUGGCAAGAUUUAUCUGCAAAUGACUUGAUUCCUGGAGCAAUCUAUCAAAUCUACUUUGACUGCUUUAACUGCUGCAAAGAGGCCACCACAAAGCCUCAAGUAGUCAGGAAUAUCUCUGUCACUGAAAUCACAACAUCCUCUAUAUCUGUGAUGUGGAAUGAACCAGAGGGGAGCAGCUCUUCCUAUAGAGUACAGUGGAGUGAUGGAAAUGUCCCUAAAAGUGACAAAGUGAAUCAAACACAAAUAAACAUCACUGACCUGACUGCUGGUGUCCAGUAUGAUAUCACUAUUACUGCAGUGGCAGGUGAUGGCAGUACUGAAGGAGAGAGUACCACUGUUUCUCAGUACACCAAGCCUGAAGUAGUCAGGAAUCUCUCUGUCACUGAAAUCACAACAUCCUCUAUUUCUGUGAUGUGGAAUGAACCAGAGGGGAGCAGCUCUUUCUAUAGAGUACAUUGGAUUGAUGGAAAUGUCCCUAAAAGUGACAAAGUGAAUCAAACACAAAUAAACAUCACUGACCUGACUGCUGGUGUCCAGUAUGAUAUCACUAUUACUGCAGUGGCAGGUGAUGGCAGUACUGAAGGAGAGAGUACCACUGUUUCUCGAUACACAAGGCCUCAAGUAGUCAGGAAUCUCUCUGUCACUGAAAUCACAACAUCCUCUAUAUCUGUGAUGUGGAAUAAACCAGAGGGGAACAGCUGUUCCUAUAGAGUACAGUGGAGUGAUGGAAAUGUCCCUAAAAGUGACAAAGUGACUGAAACAAAUAUAACCAUUACUGACCUGACUGCUGGUGUCCAGUAUGGUAUAAAUGUUACUGCAGUGGCAGGUGAUGGCAGUACUGAAGGAGAGAGUACCACUGUUUCUCGAUACACAAAGCCUGAAGUAGUCAGGAAUCUCUCUGUCACUGAAAUCACAACAUCCUCUAUAUCUGUGAUGUGGAAUAAACCAGAGGGGAACAGCUCUUCCUUUAGAGUGCAGUGGAGUGAUGGAAAUGUCCCUAAAAGUGACAAAGUGAAUCAAACACAAAUAAACAUUACUAACCUGACUGCUGGUGUCCACUAUGAUAUCACUAUUACUGCAGUGGCAGGUGAUGGCAGUACUGAAGGAGAGAGUACCACUGUUUCUCAGUACACCAAGCCUGAAGUAGUCAGGAAUCUCUCUGUCACUGAAAUCACAACAUCCUCUAUAUCUGUGAUGUGGAAUGAACCAGAGGGGAGCAGCUCUUCCUAUAGAGUACAUUGGAGUGAUGGAAAUGUCCCUAAAAGUGACAAAGUGAAUCAAACACAAAUAAACAUCACUGACCUGACUGCUGGUGUCCAGUAUGAUAUAAAUGUCACUGCAGUGGCAGGUGAUGGCAGUACUGAAGGAGAGAGUACCACUGUUUCUCGAUACACAAAGCCUGAAGUCGUCAGGAAUCUCUCUGUCACUGAGAUCACAACAUCCUCUAUAUCUGUGAUGUGGAAUACACCAGAGGGGAACAGCUCUUCCUAUAGAGUGCAGUGGAUUGAUGGAAAUGUCACUAAAAGUGACAAAGUGACUGAAACAAAUAUAACCAUUACUGACCUGACUGCUGGUGUCCAGUAUGGUAUAAAUGUUACUGCAGUGGCAGGUGAUGGCAGUACUGAAGGAGAGAGUACCACUGUUUCUCGAUACACCAAGCCUGAAGUAGUCAGGAAUCUCUCUGUCACUGAAAUCACAACAUCCUCUAUAUCUGUGAUGUGGAAUGAACCAGAGGGGAGCAGCUCUUUCUAUAGAGUACAGUGGAGUGAUGGAAAUGUCACUAAAAGUGACAAAGUGAAUCAAACACAAAUAAACAUCACUGACCUGACUGCUGGUGUCCACUAUGAUAUCAAUGUUACUGCAGUGGCAGGUGAUGGCAGUACUGAAGGAGAGAGUACCACUGUUUCUCGAUACACAAAGCCUGAAGUAGUCAGGAAUCUCUCUGUCACUGAAAUCACAACAUCCUCUAUAUCUGUGAUGUGGAAUAAACCAGAGGGGAACAGCUCUUCCUAUAGAGUGCAGUGGAGUGAUGGAAAUGUCACUAAAAGUGACAAAGUGACUGAAACAAAUAUAACCAUUACUGACCUGACUGCUGGUGUCCAGUAUGGUAUAAAUGUUACUGCAGUGGCAGGUGAUGGCAGUACUGAAGGAGAGAGUACCACUGUUUCUCGAUACACCAAGCCUGAAGUAGUCAGGAAUCUCUCUGUCACUGAAAUCACAACAUCCUCUAUAUCUGUGAUGUGGAAUAAACCAGAGGGGAACAGCUCUUCCUUUAGAGUGCAGUGGAGUGAUGGAAAUGUCCCUAAAAGUGACAAAGUGAAUCAAACACAAAUAAACAUUUCUAACCUGACUGCUGGUGUCCACUAUGAUAUCACUAUUACUGCAGUGGCAGGUGAUGGCAGUACUGAAGGAGAGAGUACCACUGUUUCUCAGUACACCAAGCCUGAAGUAGUCAGGAAUCUCUCUGUCACUGAAAUCACAACAUCCUCUAUUUCUGUGAUGUGGAAUGAACCAGAGGGGAGCAGCUCUUCCUAUAGAGCACAGUGGAGUGAUGGAAAUAUCCCUAAAAGUGACAAAGUGAAUCAAACACAAAUAACCAUUACUGACCUGACUGCUGGUGUCCACUAUGAUAUCAAUGUUACUGCAGUGGCAGGUGAUGGCAGUACUGAAGGAGAGAGUACCACUGUUUCUCGAUACACAAGGCCUCAAGUAGUCAGGAAUCUCUCUGUCACUGAAAUCACAACAUCCUCUAUAUCUGUGAUGUGGAAUAAACCAGAGUGGAACAGCUCUUCCUUUAGAGUACAGUGGAGUGAUAGAAAUGUCCCUAAAAGUGACAAAGUGAAUCAAACACAAAUAAACAUUUCUAACCUGACUGCUGGUGUCCAGUAUGAUAUCACUAUUACUGCAGUGGCAGGUGAUGGCAGUACUGAAGGAGAGAGUACCACUGUUUCUCAGUACACCAAGCCUGAAGUCGUCAGGAAUCUCUCUGUCACUGAGAUCACAACAUCCUCUAUAUCUGUGAUGUGGAAUACACCAGAGGGGAACAGCUCUUCCUAUAGAGUGCAGUGGAUUGAUGGAAAUGUCACUAAAAGUGACAAAGUGACUGAAACAAAUAUAACCAUUACUGACCUGACUGCUGGUGUCCAGUAUGGUAUAAAUGUUACUGCAGUGGCAGGUGAUGGCAGUACUGAAGGACAGAGUACCACUGUUUCUCGAUACACCAAGCCUGAAGUAGUCAGGAAUCUCUCUGUCACUGAAAUCACAAUAUCCUCUAUAUCUGUGAUGUGGAAUGAACCAGAGGGGAGCAGCUCUUUCUAUAGAGUACAGUGGAGUGAUGGAAAUGUCACUAAAAGGGACAAAGUGAAUCAAACACAAAUAAACAUCACUGACCUGACUGCUGGUGUCCACUAUGAUAUCAAUGUUACUGCAGUGGCAGGUGAUGGCAGUACUGAAGGAGAGAGUACCACUGUUUCUCGAUACACAAAGCCUGAAGUAGUCAGGAAUCUCUCUGUCACUGAAAUCACAACAUCCUCUAUAUCUGUGAUGUGGAAUAAACCAGAGGGGAACAGCUCUUCCUUUAGAGUGCAGUGGAGUGAUGGAAAUGUCCCUAAAAGUGACAAAGUGAAUCAAACACAAAUAAACAUUUCUAACCUGACUGCUGGUGUCCACUAUGAUAUCACUAUUACUGCAGUGGCAGGUGAUGGCAGUACUGAAGGAGAGAGUACCACUGUUUCUCAGUACACCAAGCCUGAAGUAGUCAGGAAUCUCUCUGUCACUGAAAUCACAACAUCCUCUAUAUCUGUGAUGUGGAAUGAACCAGAGGGGAGCAGCUCUUUCUAUAGAGUACAGUGGAGUGAUGGAAAUAUCCCUAAAAGUGACAAAGUGAAUCAAACACAAAUAACCAUUACUGACCUGACUGCUGGUGUCCACUAUGAUAUCAAUGUUACUGCAGUGGCAGGUGAUGGCAGUACUGAAGGAGAGAGUACCACUGUUUCUCGAUACACAAAGCCUGAAGUAGUCAGGAAUCUCUCUGUCACUGAAAUCACAACAUCCUCUAUAUCUGUGAUGUGGAAUGAACCAGAGGGGAACAGCUCUUUCUAUAGAGUACAGUGGAUUGAUGGAAAUGUAAAUAAAAGUGAAAACGUGACUGAAACAAAUAUAACCAUUUCUAAGCUGACUGCUGGUGUCCACUAUGAUAUCACUAUUACUGCAGUGGCAGGUGAUGGCAGUACUGAAGGACAGAGUACCACUGUUUCUCGAUAUACCAAACCUGCUGGUGUAGAAAAUCUCUCCAUCAUUGCAGUCACAAAUUCAUCUGUGUCUCUGAUCUGGAAACAACCCAAGGGCAAUGUGUCCUCAUACUCAGUUCAGUGGAAUGCAAUAGGAAAAACCCUAACCCUUAAUAAUACCACUAUUGAAACCAACUUUACUAUCAACAAUUUAAUCCCUGGAGUCCAAUACAACAUUCUAGUGGCUGCUGUUGCUGGAAAAUCCUCAAACAAAGGAGCCGGAACCUCAAUAAGUACCUUCACAAGUCCUGAAAAGCCUGAGAACAUCAAGAUUACUGCUCGAGGAACCAGUGACCUGACCAUCGAGUGGACUUUAUCUUUAGGGAGUGCUGAUCACUAUGUAGUGAACAUCUCAAAUAAAAUAUAUUCUAAUAGCACCACAACAGCGGGCAAACAAGCAAACUUUACUGAUUUAUUCCCUGGGAGACUGUAUGAUAUCACAGUGACCGCUGUAGCUGGAAACUUCAGCGAGACGUCUGAGCAGUCUUCAUUUGCCACUAAGCCCACACCUCCUGGAUCCAUCAUCAUCAGUCAGAGGACAAACUGCUCGCUCUUUUUGAGGUGGGAUACUCCUGUUUUGAUGGAUGGAGCUCCAAGCAUCAGCUAUAACAUAUCCUAUCAGCAUGUUGGUGGAGAGGCACUGAAUAAAAUCUCCUCAGACACCCACACCGAGCUGACCUCACUUCUCUCUGGAAAGUCCUACAAUAUAACUGUACAAACAGUUGGACCCCAGAGUUUAAAGAGCACGGCUGUCCAAAAUGCUUCUUUAACCUUGCCCAACCCUGUGUUGAACCUUGAAGCGAGCCCUAAAUCCACCACCUCAGUAAAAGUGUCAUGGUCACAACCACAGGAAGCCUGGUCGUAUUAUGAAUACUUGGUUCAAGCCUACAAGACUACAGGAGAACUGGUGUUCAACAUAACAGUCAGCCAUAACAGCGCAGAUGUAACAUCUCUGGAGCCAGGGAAUAGAUACAAUAUCAAUGUCACGACUAUAGCAGCAGCAGGGAGUGAAUCCACGAUGGAACAGACAUUCAGUUACACCAUGCCGAAAGCAGUGUCGCAGCUCAUAGUGGAGUAUGUGAACACAACGGCCAUCCGGCUGACAUGGCUCGGACAAAGCGAUCACAAGCCUUCCUACUCCUACCUGGUGAUAGCGCUGCAGAACACCAGGAUGGUGCAGAAUUCUUCAAUCUACAAUGAGUCGUUCACAUUCUGCAAUCUGACACCUGGAGAAUUGUACACUUUUUAUGUCUUUACGGUGGUAGAAGGGGUCAAGUCCACAGUGGAAAGCAUAUCAAAUUACACAAGACCAUAUUCUGUCACCAACCUGAGAGAGACAGAAAUCACCACAGACUCAGUGACCCUGGAGUGGGAACAGCCAAAAGACAAAAACUACUCAUAUGUGGUUCAGACCAGCAUGAGCUCCUUCAAUUCUGCUGAAACAGUCAGAAACAAACACAACCAAACAAUCCAUGGACUUCUCUCUGGGAGCAACUACAGCUUCACUGUAACCACACAGACAGCAGAUGGCACUGAGGCAGCUCCUAUGGCAGUGUCCUACUUUACGCGUCCCUACAGCAUUGAGCAGUUGAAAGCUGACACCUUAAACUCAACUGCUGUACAUCUGGUUUGGACUAAGCCACCAGAGUAUAAGUCUGAAUUCAGGUAUCGGGUCGAGUAUGCAGAAUUUGACUAUGAAUCCAAAAACAAAUCCUCCGAACAAGAGGACACAGAGAUCUCGGGGCUCAUUGCUGGGACCAACUACACCUUCUGUGUUUUUGUCAUGGCAGCAAAUGGCAUAGAAGGGGAAGCCAGAUGCACCUCUCAGUACACUAAGCCUGAGGCAGUGCAACCCAGUAUCUCCAGCCAGGAAUCCAAUAACUCAGUCCUGGUGUCAUGGACCAAACCUCCUGGGAAAGUGGAGAAUUAUACAGUUUUCUUCAAAAACAUUUUCACAACUGAGGUGACAGAGGAAGUGCUAGACUUCAGCCACACCUCUUUCCUCUUUGCCAACUUGUCUGCUGGUAUGCUAUAUCGUGCCAAGGUAACCACAUUUUGUGGACCCUUCAAUGCAUCAUCUGGAUUCGUUACUAAUGCAACUUACCCUAAUACUCCCGGGGGGAUUUACCUACUGGACAAGAACACCAGCUCCAUUUUCAUCAGGUGGGAGGAAGCCCCUCUGAUGACCAAUGCAUCUUUCCAGUACAAGUUGAUUAUUGUACCCCAUGCAAGAGAAAUGUACAAUACCAGCAACAUUCAUCAUACCUUUGACUCCCUGCUUUCUGGGACUUCCUACAACAUCUCCGUAGCUACAGUGGGUGUGAUGGGUUUUGAGAGUGCAGAGUUUCAGCUGAACAUGGUCACUACAAGACCAUUUAGCGUGAAGUCACUUAAGGCUAAUCCAGAAGAGGAGAGAAUCAGCGUGAUGUGGACUGUACCUGACAAAGACAAGACAAGCUAUCGUUACAUUGUGACUUUGCAGAGCUCAGAUGGGUUCUUUAAUGAUGCAAUAGUUACAACAAAUGAGAGUUAUUUUGAUACCCUGGAUCCUGGCAAACAGUAUAACAUUAGUGUCACCACAGAGACUUCUGAUGGAACCAAAGGUGCUCCAGAAUGGAUUUCCAAGUGCACAAAUGCAAGCCCGGUGAAAGAUUUGAAGUGUGAAGGUCCGAACACAACAAAGGCAGAACUCAUCCUGAAGUGGGAAAAACCCAAUGGCCAAUACUCUGGCUUCAAAGUCAAGUAUAAUGGCAAUAUCACCUCGACUAAAAACUGUUGUGGACAUACUGUGACCAACCUUACUCAUUAUACUGAAUACAAUCUGACAAUGGAGACUCAGAGCUGUGGACUACCCAGCACUCCUCAGAAUACUCAAUGCUGGACAGGCAUCACAAAUCCAUCUAUUCCAGCUAACUUUAAGUCACUGGUGAAUGUGGGUUCCACGUUAUUCAGCAAGUUCACCCUUCAGAUUUACGACAGCCUGCUGGACAACACCAAUGGGCCAAUCACACAUGUUGGGGUGCUGGUGACAAAUGACCUCAAAAGUGACACAGCUAAUUGGACCCAGUACUUGGGAAAAACUUAUAGUCAGUGGAAAACAAAGCAUACAUCUGUGUACCUGGCAACGGUCACAGAAAUCCCCUUCCAAAAACGCAGUGGAGAAAGCCAUUUCAACAUAGCGGUGGGAGAUGAAUCCCAUUGGAAAGGCUACACUAAUGGUGCUUUGGAUGCUAAUGGAAAAUACCAAUAUGCCAUUGUGUUGUUCACCGGUCUGGUCAUGGAAAAAAACCUUGUCCUAAACAGUGCAUCACUGAUGACAAUAGCGCAUCCCUAUCCUGUUGUUAUACUUCCACAGAACCCAGCAAUCAUUGGCAUUGCUGUCGGAGUAACAUUGGGAAUUUUUUGCGUUCUCUUCAUCAUCCUAAUCGGCUUCAUAGUCUAUUGGAAAAGGGUUUCCAACAAAGAAUCAUCAGACAUCCAGAUUUUUUCCAUGAGAGCCAAAGUGAGUUUGGCUGUGAGGGUGGAGGACUUUGAGGCUUACUACAAGAAGCAGAAGGCCGACUCCAACUGCGGCUUUGCUGAAGAAUUUGAGGACCUGAAGAUGGUUGGUACAGCUCAGUUGAAAACUAAUGCUGAGAGAUUGGAGAACAAGCCCAAGAACCGCUACGCUAACGUGCUUCCCUAUGACUCCUCUAGGGUGAAACUCUCUAUCAUCCAUGGGAGUCCAUAUGAUGACUACAUCAAUGCUAACUACAUGCCGGGUUACAACUCUAGGAAGGAGUUUAUCGCAGCUCAGGGUCCUUUGCCCGGCACAGUCAACGAUUUCUGGAGGAUGAUCUGGGAGAAGAACGUACGGAGUCUGGUCAUGCUGACACGCUGUAAUGAACAGGGACGAGUAAAAUGCGAGCAAUAUUGGGUUCAGGGCACAAAGCACUUUGAAAACAUCACUGUGACAACAACCUCUGAAAUAGCACUUGAAGACUGGACCAUCAGGGACUUUGACAUUAAAAAUGUAAAAACAGCAGAGACCCGUUCAGUGCGUCACUUCCACUUCACAGCCUGGCCAGAUCACGGUGUACCGCAAACCACUGAGCUCCUCAUCAGCUUCAGACACUUGGUCAGAGAACACAUGGACCAAUUCUCCAGGCACUCUCCCACUGUGGUUCACUGCAGUGCUGGUGUCGGAAGAACUGGCACCUUCAUAGCCAUCGACCAUUUGAUGUUCCAGAUUGAAAGGGAAAAUAUUGUGGACGUUUUCGGCAUCGUCUAUGAUCUCCGCAUGCACCGACCCCUUAUGGUGCAGACAGAGGACCAGUAUGUGUUCUUAAACCAGUGUGCCAUCGACAUCAUCAGAUCAAGAACUGGAACCAAUGUGGAUCUAAUCUACCAAAACGCUGCUGCACUCUCUAUUUAUGAGAAUAUAGAACCAAAAAAAAGGUUUCUCCAAAAGUGAGUACAGCAAUGCAUAAACCCAAGAAAACCACUCAGGUCCUCCUAUAUUCUCUCAAGCUUUAAAAAAUCUGCAGACAAAUUGUGGUGCAUUUCUAUUUGUAUUCUUGCCAGGCUUUUGAUAAGUAUCUUGUGUCUUUUUAGAUUCAACCCUCUAUUUUGUGGUAUUUAUUUGUUGCAAAUGUUGAAUGAUUGAUAAUAGAGGGAGCUGCAUAUGGAGAUACAAUAGGGGACAUCAUCACUGACCAAAAUGAAAUUGGAUUAUAUGUCAAUUGGAUUGUCUCUGAUAAAGGCAGAUUUUUGUAUUGCUCAGUCUUUCUUUACAUUUCUGCUUGUUUACUACUGUAUAUGACUAACUGAUUAUACAAUUUUCUUCUCAGGUAAUAUAUUGUAUGCUGUAUAGUUAUUAUUACAGUUUUUGCCAGGAACACUUGUAUUAUUGGAACUUUGUAUUGCCUUGUACGAAGAAUUGCUGGUUUAAAUAAUAUGUGCCUUUUCAAAGCCUGUAUGCUUUGGUGCCAGUAGGUGGCACUCCAUUGUAUUGUGUUAAACUGAAAGAGACAAACAGGAACUGAUACGAUAUUACUUUGUUAAAGGGACCUUUAGGUUAAGAUAAACAAUAUAUCAUAUUUUAUAGAAGUAUCAGGUUAUCCAGCAAAUAAUUUUAGCUUGCCUUAUUCCAAUUCAAACUGUGCAAUGCCUUUUAAUGAAGGAAUGUUGUAUGUUCAAUGUAAAGACUUUUCUUUGUCUAUGCACUGUAGUUAGUAAUGCACUGGAUGCAUUAGUCUUUUGUACACUGUCGCAUUUACAAAUUAUAAAGAUGUAUUUAUCCGUUAUCAGUCUCAUUGAUAACAUUUUGGCCAGUUGUUUGUGAAACAUUCAUUCGCCCCACAUUUGAUUGUUGCAAUUUGACUUUGAUUUUUGUUUUCUUCAUCUGAUCAGAAUAGGUUUGCAUUAAAAAAGCGCUCAGGAGAAUUUUGCUGGGGUGGUAUGGUGUGAGAAAAUCUAUACUGCCACAGUUUGUAGUUUAAAGAAUUUAGAAGUCAUCGUACUGAUUUUGUUUUGUUAAUGACAUUGUUCUCUGUACAUUCCUCAAAGAAACAACCAUGUUAUGUCACUUCCUGCUGUAUAUCCGGUCUGUUUACAGCCAUUUCCUGUGAUUUAAAAAUCACCAUAGGAGUUUUGUGUUUAGCUUUUAAAGGGCAGCAUUUGCUAUUAGGCAGGUACAUUGGUGUGUGGGGUCAGCUUUAUGAUUUUUUUAUUUUUAAAAUGUUUCAUUUGUAUUGUAUUAUAAUGUACUUAAUGUUUAAAAGCACUUAAUGAAAAAAGAAUAGCAAAUAGUUUCAUAAUUGUAGCAAUGUUUUUGGAAUGCUUUAUAAAAUGCUUGCUGGUACAAUGCAAAUAAAUGUAAAAAAAGCAAUGAUUUAAUAUUUGUAAACAUGUCAAUAAAAAAUGAACCAAAA
This is a messenger RNA of Gymnodraco acuticeps, 10721 nucleotides long. RefSeq names its product protein tyrosine phosphatase receptor type Ja (gene ptprja). The record is from RefSeq and is a predicted model, not a curated record. Lineage: Eukaryota; Metazoa; Chordata; Actinopteri; Perciformes; Bathydraconidae. The coding region runs from base 344 to 9262 and encodes 2972 amino acids. Gene Ontology annotation, molecular function: protein tyrosine phosphatase activity; cadherin binding. The transcript is spliced from 44 exons. Gene Ontology annotation, biological process: angiogenesis; protein dephosphorylation.